AUCAUGAGUGGUCGUGGCAAAACCGGCGGGAAGGCCAGAGCUAAGGCCAAGAGCCGCUCCUCUCGUGCCGGACUGCAGUUCCCCGUGGGCCGUGUCCACAGGCUGCUCCGUAAAGGGAACUAUGCCCAGCGGGUGGGUGCCGGAGCCCCCGUGUAUCUGGCGGCUGUGCUGGAGUAUCUGACCGCUGAGAUCCUGGAGUUGGCAGGAAACGCCGCCCGCGACAACAAGAAGACCCGCAUCAUCCCCCGUCACCUGCAGCUGGCUGUCCGCAACGACGAGGAGCUCAACAAACUGUUGGGAGGAGUGACCAUCGCCCAGGGAGGAGUUCUGCCCAACAUCCAGGCGGUUCUGCUGCCCAAGAAGACCGAGAAGGCCGGAAAGGCCAAGUAAAUGUCAAUACGGACCGGCUGACCCAAAACGGCUCUUAUAAGAGCCACACACCCCACAGAAAGAACACAACUUUCAAAGUGGGAACUUGUCAGAUGAAACAAUCCAGAUUCUGAAUCGCAAGUGUAAUUUAUUGUAUAAAACUAGAUCAAUUAUGAACUAAAUAUUAAUAUAGUGUUAGUAUUUUAUAUGAAGGCAAACAAAGUUUAAUUUACAUACAAGAAACCUCCAGAAUUAAACUGGUAAACUGAUUUUAAUGGUCUCUAAUCAUUAUUGUAACUGAACAAUUUAC
Messenger RNA from Sphaeramia orbicularis (orbiculate cardinalfish), 679 nucleotides. RefSeq names its product histone H2A-like. Gene Ontology annotation, molecular function: protein heterodimerization activity; structural constituent of chromatin; DNA binding. The transcript has a single exon. The record is from RefSeq and is a predicted model, not a curated record. Gene Ontology annotation, cellular component: nucleosome. NCBI's taxonomy places the organism in Eukaryota, Metazoa, Chordata, Actinopteri, Kurtiformes, Apogonidae. The coding region runs from base 4 to 390 and encodes 128 amino acids.